This is a messenger RNA of Pollicipes pollicipes, 603 nucleotides long. Its product is annotated as protein still life, isoform SIF type 1. NCBI's taxonomy places the organism in Eukaryota, Metazoa, Arthropoda, Thecostraca, Pollicipedomorpha, Pollicipedidae. The coding region runs from base 247 to 603 and encodes 118 amino acids. The record is from RefSeq and is a predicted model, not a curated record. The transcript is spliced from 3 exons.
CGCACUCGCCGUCCGCGCCCACGCGCGUGACAUGUGCUCAGCGGCGGCGCGCGAUGCUGACCCGGCUGCGUGGCAUCCUGACCUGUGCUAGCGCGCGCUCGACUGACCCUGAGGUGACCCAGUGCCGGCCCGGCCUCCGCCUGAGGUAGGUGGCGCCCCUGACGCCCGUCACCCGGCCGCCGCGCCGGCCCCGCCGCUUUUCGGUGUGUCUGUGGCGUGCGCGCGCACGCACUUGGUGUCCGCAAGAUGGGCAACAGUUUUAUCCGGAAGAACUACGAGGAGUCGCCCUGGCUAGUCACUCGCCGCACCGGCAACCUGCUGAGACUAUGGGCGGAGGUGUUCCACGUGUCGUCCACCGGCUCGGGCACGGUCAAGUGGCAGCAGAUCUCGGACGACCUCGUGCCCGUCAGCCUGACCUGCAUCCAGGACUCGCCCAGCUACGUGUUCCACAUCACCGCGUACAACUCACAGGUGGACAAGAUCCUGGACGUCCGCCUCACCCAGCCCGACGUGAGCUACAUAUCGGCCCAGCAGCGCCAGUGUCUGCUGCGACAAGUGCGCGCGCUGGCCCUGUUCCCCAGCUGGCACGUGUUUCCCCUCUGA